Messenger RNA from Ceutorhynchus assimilis (cabbage seed weevil), 3255 nucleotides. The record is from the annotation of a GenBank genome assembly. NCBI's taxonomy places the organism in Eukaryota, Metazoa, Arthropoda, Insecta, Coleoptera, Curculionidae.
AUUACUGCAGGGUCAAACACUUCUAUAAUAAAAUGCUUUAUUUGUUCUUUUAAAACCAAAAUAUUCAAAACAACUUCUGGUUGUUGGCUUCUGUCAAACUAUCACAGACAUUUUAAGUCACACCUAGCAGAAAUUACAAAAAAAAAAGAAGAAGCAAAGCGCCCAAUGUUCAAUAUUAUCGUAUUUGCGCGAAAAUGGCAAUUUCUCCAAUAAAAGCCAAGACAAUGAUUUAACGAAAAAACCUAGGAAAAAACUGACACUAAAUGAGAAUAGAAAACCAAUGAAUGAAAAUUCAAACCCAUGUGUGGACCAACACGUUGAAACAAAUUCCCAAAUUGAAGUAUUACAAAAUAUUGUGGUUCGACCAGCUGUUGAAAAUAGAGCCGAAAAUACAAAUAGCCCGUAUAAUUCUUCCAGUUUUCCGCCACAAUCGUUGUCUCAACUUGAGCCCCAACCAUUGCAAGAUAGUGUUUUUCAAAUAGAAAGUAAUCUUUGUGAGUUUCCUCCUGAUCCAAGCACUCCCUCUGAUAUUGACCCAUAUACCUGUGGCAUUUCUACAGAUCCAACCAGUUAUUUGGAUUUUACAUCUGCAGAUGAGGAGACAACUUCAAAUUUUCAGUCAGGCAGGGUUACUACUACGGAGAACACUGAUAUUAUUAGUAACACCUGCCUUAUGCCAAAUAACUCCAAAGUACUUCCGUUCUCCUUAAAAUCUAAUAAAUGGCGGGACCCAGUUUAUAGCCGGCAGCAGCGAAAUCUAAGGAAACUGAAAACCGCGUCUGCUGACAACUACAACAUAACAGAUUUUUUCCCGUUGGUUGAGAAAGUUCAAAAAGAGUUUUCCAAUUUUGUUUCUGAAAAUAAUGAUUUCAGAAAAACACUGAGUUUUUUAAACAUAGACGUUUUUGAUGAUUCAAAUAUAUCGACUUUUUUCAAGGCCCUUGUUGAGAACAAAACCAAGCAUUGUGAGUACAGAGGAAGAAAAUAUGAGACUAACUUUAAAGACUUUUAACAUGGUUAUAUUUAACCGGCGGAAAAUUGAUGUAUGAAACUCUUCACCUAAAUCUAAGAAAUAUUAUGCCAAGCCCCUCAACAAUCCGAAAAAGGGUAGUUGAUAACCAAACAAUUGAAGAAGGUUUAUUCCGAUUCUCAGCAUUGAAAGCAUACCUUACAGAUCAUAAGUACCCAUUGAAUAUAUGGUUAAGUGAGGAUCAAACAGCUAUCAAUAGUAAAAUACAGUAUUCACCAAAAAACAAUCAGCUUGUUGGAUUUACUCCUCCAUUAGAUGAAAGUGGAUUUCCAGUACUGAAUAAUUUUCCUUUUGAUACGCUUAAACAAUUAGAACAAUACUUUGAAAAUGAAGCAAAAUCUAACUAUAUAAACAUCAUUAUUUGUCAACCUCUGGUUGAUAAGGCCUCUGGAUUCUGCUUAUGUGUCUAUGGAACUAACAACAAGUUUUCAUCAGAAGAUGCGGAAAGGAGAUGGAAUAAAAUUGAAGAACUGGCUCAGGAACAAGGCAUCACAAUUGAAGGAUUUUCAACUGAUGGAGACUGUAGAAUGUUAAAAGUUAUGAAAAGCAGGAGCGGACUUCCUACUUUUUCUGACUCAGAUUGGUUUUUUGCAAAUUAUGAUGCCCAACGGCCUUUAUAUAUCCAAGACACCGUACAUAUUGGAACCAAGUUAAAAACAGUGUUUUUAAAGCCUUCCGUAGAACUACGCAUAGGGAAAUAUAAGGUUUCGAGUGAACAUCUCAAAAAUCUGAUUGAUACAGUUUCCAAAGAUAAGCAUAGCCUUACAUACUCAACUCUGAAUCCAACAGAUAAAAUGAACUUUGAUAGCUUUGACAAAAUGACUCAGGAAAAAGUAGUUGAGGCAUUGAAGAAUAAUAUUCCCGAUUCAAAAGGAACAAUAGCAUUUCUAAGAAUAUCCCGGUUUCUACUGGACGCAUUUUUAAGCAAGGAAUUGACUCCAAUCGAAAGAAUAUAUAAAAUGUGGAUAUCUACUUUAUUUUUCCGUAUCUGGCGAUAUAUCGUGUCAAAUGAUAAUGAUGCUUCUUUAACCAAGAAUUUUAUUACCCUCAAUUGCUAUACCUGCAUUGAAUUGAACGCACAUGCACUGGUGGAAUAUGUGAGGAGAUGUCGAGACAGUCCAAUUAACAAAUUCUAUCCAUGGUUACUUAGUAGCCAGCCGUGUGAAAAAAAAAUUCGGGAAUUGAGAUCACUAACCAGCACAUUUUCCACCGUGGUGAACUUUUCUUUAUUCGAAGUUCUACACCGACUUACGAGAACCGAGUUGAUUAGUAAAAUUUCUCAAGAUACAGAAGGCUAUAAAUUUGCAAGAGAGAACAAGAAACUUGGUUAUAAUACCAAGCCAGCAGAGGAAUCUUUACCCACAGAAACAGAAAUUGGAAGCAUUAUUCAUGAAGCUGUCGAUUACGUUAAAACUACAUUUUUGGAUAUGGAAAUUCAAGUAGACAGUGAAACAUAUUAUCGGCCCAUUUUAAAACUUAAUAAAGACCUCAAUCUUGAUGAAGAGCCUGGAAGUGAUGAGGAAAAUGCUCGGGAAAAUGAAGUCGAAGAUCAGAAACACGAGGACAAUAUCAUUAACGAUUCGGAUCUCGAAGAUGUGGAAGAUGUUAAUCUUAUGAAGGAUAUCUUUUCCUCACAAAGAACACUGAAUUUAAAAGACUUUACUCACCCAAACGAAGAGAAAACCCAAACGUCAACAGAAACAUCAGCCUCGAAAUCAGCGUUCUUGAAGAAAAAUCCAGGCAAAAGAAUCGCAAAUAAAAGAAGUCUCGGAAAAAGAAAGAAACUAAGGAGAAAUAAAGAAAGCUCUUCUGAAGAAACUUCAGAUAUUUCAUUGCAUGACCAUAGCUCAGAUGAUUCAGAAUAUUUUAACGAAGACGAAAGAAGUGAUGAAGAAGAAACUAAGAAAGAAAAUAAAGUGCAAAUAGAAGUUGAAAAAUACUAUGCUGUAUUUUAUGACAUAGGAUGGUUUUUGGGGCGAGUUAUAGGUCAAGACAAGAAUCAAAAUGAUAAUAAGGAUGAAACCGAAGAAACUAUACUUAUAAAAUUUUUAAAACAAGAUUUGGAAAGGUUUGUUUGGCCAAAAGUCAAAGACGUUCAAGUUGUAGAGAAAAAAUUUGUAUUUUAUGGUCCAAUUGAUUUGUGUGGCAAUGAUCCCUUCACACUAAAAAGAAUGGACAAAAACAAAAUAGAAAAAAAUUAUAAAGAUAUGAAACUCUGUGUCUAA